This is a messenger RNA of Diabrotica virgifera virgifera (western corn rootworm), 754 nucleotides long. Its product is annotated as jupiter microtubule associated homolog 1-like. NCBI's taxonomy places the organism in Eukaryota, Metazoa, Arthropoda, Insecta, Coleoptera, Chrysomelidae. The transcript has a single exon. The coding region runs from base 281 to 589 and encodes 102 amino acids. Gene Ontology annotation, cellular component: nucleus. The record is from RefSeq and is a predicted model, not a curated record.
CUGAUUAGUGUAAUGUUUUUUAAAUUACCAUAUCAGGUUAAAUACAGUUUAACCGUCCUCUGAUAUUCGGACUUCCGUAAAAUGACGAUUUUUUUUCACCAGAUUUAAAAAAAUGUAAGCUUUCUGAAAACUCGUUUAAGACAGUUGACAUUUAGAAUUUAGAAACAAAGUCGGUAGUUUUGUAUGCGGGCGGGCAAGCAGUAAAAUCCGGUAAUAACUAGUUUAAAACUGUAAAAAGGAGAGCCCAGAAAAAAUCAGUUUUAGUUUUACAUCAGUUACAAUGAGUUCUACAGGUAUUUACAGCGGUUUAAAUGAAAAUUCCAGAAACUCCAGUAGGGUCUUAAGACCGCCUGGCGGGGGCCAUACAGAUUUAUUUGGUGAUGCUGCUAACGACUCCAAACCGUCACGAAGAGACCAUGGAAGAAAUGCUUCUUCCAUUUUAGAGGGAACAAACAGUCCAACUACAUCCCCAACGACUCCAACAAAGACUGUAGUAGCACCUCCACCAGUGCCACAAGCCAAGGAACCUGUUCCUCAACAACCAAAAGGCCGGGUUCCACCUGGAGGUUUUUCUUCCGGACUUUGGUGAAUUAUAUUUGACAUUUUAUAUUUAAAUGUGUUAUGACUGCAUGUUACCUCUUUACAUCUAAUUUUUGACUUGAUUAUUAUAAAACUAAUUAUGUUUUAACGCGUACUGGUAAUUUAUACUGUAGCAUUUUUUUAAAUUUAUAAAUAAAGCAUUUUGUCUGUGUAA